UCCAUUUUAUUGAUUUACCAACAGUUUUUUCUUUUCUCAAUAAAAAUCUACAAAUUAUGAACAAGUAACCUUAAGUAUGUUAAUUAGAAUAAAAUUAAAUUAUUUAAUAGCUUUAUUUGCCAUUUGUUGCCUUUAUUUUGACGGAACAAAGGCAAACAAUAGAGAACUGUACGAUGUUCUUGGAGUGAGGCAAACAGCUACACAGAAGGAUAUCAAACGGGCAUACAAGAACUUGGCCAGACAAUGGCAUCCAGACAAGACAGAUGAUCCUGAUGCAACUUCAAAGUUUACAAAAAUCAAUGAAGCAUAUGAAACACUGGGGGACCCUGACAAAAGACACGAGUAUGACAACUUUGGUUACACAUCAGCCAACGCAAGGCAGCCGAACAGACCACAACAAGGUUUCCAUGGGUCACCGUUUGAUUCAUUCUUCCCCGGGGGAAAUGGAGGGUUCCGCUUCAAUUUUAACAACUUUGGUGGAGAUGCAGAGUCUACCAUUGAGAGAUUCUCGAUUAACCUGAGACAAUAUGAGACAACUAUAUUACCCAACAGCGUGACAAAGCCAUGCAUAAUUUAUGCGUACGCUGACUUCUGCUUCAACUGUAUGAGGAUAGAAGGAAUACUGGAAAAGUUCUUCUCCGAGUUGAAAGCAGUUGGUCUCUGUGCAGCUUCAUUCCACGCGGGACGAUCCGGCGGUCUCAGCUCUGCCCUAAGGGUAUCCACUGUCCCCUCUAUCGUCGGCGUUGUCAAUGAGCGACUGUUCUAUUUCAAAGGCUCUGUCAGCAUUCAAAGUCUACAUGAAUUUACACGGGGUCUCUUUCCUAAUAACUUUGUCACUAAGGUAUUUGACAGUAACGUUGAACCAUUCCUGUCAGGCUGGCCUGCGGACAACAAGGUUCGGGGAUUGUUCUUCAGUCCUCGUGAAGAUCUGUCGGCAAGGUUUCUGGCACCCGCGUAUUUCUACCGUGAAAAUGUGGCUUUUGGCCACAUUUACACCCAAUCUCUACAAGGAAAGGAUAUGUUACGGAAAUUUGGUGUGAAUAAACAUCGGGAGACGCUACUGUUGUUUAAUGAAGAUACGAGUUCACCUGUGGCUACUAUAAGUAUGCAGCAGUUAUCGAGGUCGACCCUUGACGAGGUUAUAGAGGGAAACAAAUACCUCACACUCCCUCGCUUGUCCUCGCAGAAAUUAUUCGAGGAGUUGUGUCCAGAUGGAUAUAAAGUCAAAAACAGGAAACUUUGCGUCGUUUUAAUAACAAAGAAGGGCCCGGCACAAGACGGCACUCGGGAGCAGUUUCGUCAGUACAGUCAGGCGUCCAAGCUGAACGGGAACGAGCGGGUCAGGUUUACAUACAUGUUUGAGGACACACAGGCAGACUUUGUGAAUACUCUGAUGAUGAAAGGCAAGCAGAAAGAAGCAGAUGAGGCGCUAAAGGUGGCGAUUCUGUGGCGUGUAGAGAAAUACCAACUCAAGUAUGAAUGGCUGGAGACAGGUUGGCAGGCAGAGCAAAGGGCUAGAUGUUCUAAAGCCCUUGACAGUCGCCUGAAUGUCCUCCUCACCACUGACACAGUCAUGCCGUACAAUAUCGUACCUCCCGAGCUCUUCAAUGAACAUGGACUGAACCUCCUCACCAGGAUUGGGUUGAAGCUGCUGAGCUGGGCUGAAAAGAUUGCAGGACUCCUUAACAUGUUGGACUCCACCACCUGGAUCACGCUGCUCCUCACUGUCCUCUUUGUUGGGGGUAUGGGCUACUUCAUGCACAAACUGGCCUCCCUGGAGGAAAUACAGGUUCAGCAGACUCUGCCCAGGAAAACACGACCAAGACCACCGUCAAGAACAUUUGAUGCAAAAAACCUGAACUUAUAUGAGUUAGACUACCGGAUGUACCAGGAGCUGGUCACUGAAGCAGACACUGGACUGACCGUGGUCAUCUUGGUGGACAAGGAUAGCAAGGACACCCUGGUCAAGGAGUUUGCCAAGAUUGUUCAUCCUUACUCAAGGUACAGUGCUCUAACAUUCGCCUUUCUGCAACUGGAAUACAACCUCAAAUGGUACAAAUCCUUACUACAGCUCAGUGUAGAUGACUUCAAAUUGGACGGCAUUAACAUUAAAAACUGCAUAGGAACAGUUCUUGCAAUUAACGGCUUCCGCAAGUAUUACUAUAUAUACAGUGCCAAGAAUGGACGGAAGUAUAUACGUAAGAGGAAUAACGUCUCUGAAGCGCUUGGUUUAGAUGAAGCUGAUGAAAAAUCUGAUGAGGAAGAAAACUUUUUUUACCUGGAUGAAAUCCUUGAUGGACUCGCACUGUGGAUGGACAAGAUCUUUGACGGCUCGAUAAAGCGUAUACGAAUCACGCAAUGGCCGGAAUUGGCUGAUAAAUUGUGAUGAAACAGAAAGUUGUUAUCAAAGCUUCUGAGAUUUGCUUAAAAUGCUCCCUCAAAGACAAUCCCAUAGUGAAACUCAAUAGCCUCGAGGCUAAAUUUUAGCAUCUUUUCAUCAUCAGUCAUGCUUCGUUUGAUUUUUUUGGAAAGUUAUGCUUCUAAAAUCUUAAAUAUUGUAUUUGACCAAUACACAGUUGUUUAAAAAAUGGUUUAAAUAACUGUUAAAAACCACCUUUACCUCAAAGUUUCCAAAAGAUUAAACUAACAUACAGAAAUCCACCAUUUUGUUUUGCACAGCUAUCACGUGGGUUUGCAAAGGGGAGUAUUCCAUGACUGUAUUUGCCAAAAGUCAAUAAUAUAAAAGGGCAAAAACUAAGUCAUGGAAUCCACGACUAUGAAAGUUGGGCUAUAAAUUGCAAGCAGCCAAUGGUUUAAAACUGGAUAAACUAUCCACAGGUAAUAUUUUGAGUAGUUUGCACAUUUAAGCAGUUUGAUUGGUCGACAGUAAUUAUUGCAUACAUGGUGACCAAUCAAUAUCACAUUUUGACUAACUUAAACCUAACCAACAAAUGAACCAGUUUUAUUUAAUUGGCUGCCGAUAUUUAUUUUUGCAUUGUAUUUUGUUUCAUUAUUUCAAUCAUGUUUUGCCAAAAUGUUAGUAUCACUUAAUUGAAUCUAUUUAUUUAGUUUUUCUAUAUUCCUUCCAUUAUUUUCAAUCAUGUUUCAUCCAUUUUUUCUCAUCAUUAAUCUGAAUCUAUUUAUAAUAAAAAAGCGAACUGUUAAAGGAAUUGACGUUUGAUGCAUCAAAAGAUAGUUUCAUAUGGAAAUCAAUCUUGUAGGACAGAUAGCUGCAUAUGGUAAUAAGUAAAUCUAUUUGCAUAAAUCUGUAAUUAUCGGUAAAACGGCUUAAUUCUACGAUUUAAAUGUGCAAUGUCAUUUAGUCCUUAUUUAAUGCGUGUGUAUCUUUUUGUUGUCGUUUUUUGGCUUAAUUGGACAAGUUCACGUUUUAUAGUGUCUGUAAUCAAGAAAAGUAAUAGUAUGUGAACAUAUUAACAAAAUGUCUGUUUCAAUGAUACAUAAAAAGUUUAUAUUGGAGCCCAAAUGUUGAUCAUUAUUUAAAAAUAAUUUGCCGAAAAAGCAUUUGUGAUCAAAUGAAUGAUAUUAGAAUGGAAUUUACAAAGUUUUAUCAGUGACUGUUUGUUUAUAAAAGUAGGUAAAACAAACUCAAUUUCAAUAAAAGUUUAUAAAACAGGGCCAACACAAGUCUGUGAAUGGGUCCGUUUAAAUCCAUGUGUUCCGAUGUGCUUGUAUUUAGUGUUGUCAUAGAUGUUCACUCAAAAGAACUACGUGUGUGUACGUGUAUUACAUAUUGUUUACCUAUUGUUUUCAAUAGAAAUGUGUUUUUUUUA
Molecule: messenger RNA, 3791 nt
Organism: Mya arenaria
Lineage: Eukaryota; Metazoa; Mollusca; Bivalvia; Myida; Myidae
Product: dnaJ homolog subfamily C member 16-like
Exons: 13
Coding region: 77-2386 (769 amino acids)
Source: RefSeq, a predicted model, not a curated record